CGUUCGGCGGUCCCGCCCCGCUGGUGAAGGUGAGCGUCUCCUCCAAGGCGCCGCGCGCCGUCCGUAACGGAGCGGAGCGUAGGGAGCCGCUCGCCAUGGCCGCUUCGAUCUUCACUGCUGUCCCUCGCGCCCCGCCUGUAGCCGUCUUCAAGCUCACGGCAGAUUUCCGGGAGGACGGGGAUUCGCGGAAGGUCAACCUGGGCGUGGGCGCCUACCGCACGGACGAGGGGCAGCCAUGGGUUCUCCCGGUGGUGAAGAAAGUGGAGCAGAUGAUCGCCAACGACAACAGCCUGAACCACGAGUACCUGCCCAUCCUGGGCCUGCCGGAGUUCCGGGCCAAUGCUUCCCGCAUUGCUCUGGGUGAUGACAGCCCUGCCAUAAAGGAGAACCGGAUUGGAAGUGUUCAGUCCUUGGGUGGGACAGGUGCUCUGCGUAUUGGUGCAGAGUUUCUGAGGCGGUGGUACAAUGGAAACAACAACACAGCAACUCCGGUCUACAUCUCUGCUCCAACCUGGGAGAACCACAACUCUGUGUGUGUGGAUGCUGGCUUUAAAGAUAUUAGAACUUACCACUACUGGGAUGCUGCCAAGAGGGGUCUGGAUCUCCAAGGGCUGCUGAAUGACAUGGAACAAGCCCCAGAGUUCUCCAUUUUCAUCCUUCAUGCUUGUGCUCACAACCCGACGGGUACAGAUCCUACCCCGGAUCAGUGGAAGCAGAUUGCUGCUGUUAUGAAGCGCCGGUGCCUGUUUCCGUUCUUCGACUCAGCGUACCAAGGUUUUGCCUCUGGCAGCCUGGACAAGGAUGCCUGGGCUGUGCGAUACUUUGUCUCCGAGGGCUUUGAGCUCUUCUGUGCACAGUCGUUUUCCAAGAACUUUGGGCUCUACAAUGAACGUGUGGGGAACCUGACUGUGGUGGGGAAGGAUGCAGACAAUGUGCAGCGUGUGCUUUCCCAGAUGGAGAAGAUUGUGCGCACCACUUGGUCCAACCCUCCCUCCCAGGGAGCACGCAUUGUGGCAACUACACUUGCUUCCCCGCAGCUCUUCGCUGAGUGGAAGGACAAUGUGAAGACAAUGGCAGAUCGGGUCUUGCUGAUGCGGUCAGAGCUCCGGUCUCGACUGGAGUCCCUUGGGACUCCGGGCACCUGGAACCACAUCACAGAUCAGAUCGGCAUGUUUAGCUUCACAGGGUUGAACCCUAAGCAGGUGGAAUACAUGAUCAAGGAAAAACACAUCUACCUGAUGGCUAGUGGGCGCAUCAACAUGUGUGGCCUGACUACCAAGAACCUGGACUAUGUGGCCAAGUCCAUCCAUGAAGCCGUUACAAAAAUCCAGUGAAGCACAUGAACAACCAAACUUACAUGAAGUCACCAAAGCUGUAGUGUGUAGUCCUUGUCCUUCUAUGCUCACGGCUUGCCUUGUCCUGCAUUUCUUGGGGUUUAAUAAAAAUGGAAGCAGUAGCUCAAUCAGGGCUAAUCAUAUUUUUGGCCUUUUUGAAGUAUUCCUUGCAAUAGGAUAAGCCAGUGCCCCCCAGGAGGGUGGGGGCAGCAUGAGCUACCUUUGCUCUUGUUUGACAGUAGCCUGGUGUUCAGGCACUUAGAACUGCAUCUUUAGCAUGUUCAGAUCAAGUCCAUGUUCAAUUUGAUCUAGGCAAAGUUGGGUGCCAGUGCAGUGCUCUGUGGGAUAACAGCCUCAUCAUUUGGGAUCUCUGGGCUUGUGAACUAACGUCACUUGGUAGUAUUUUGAGAGGGGAAAAAGCUGUUGUUGGGUCUGUCAUGUCCAUGCCCCCACACACCAAAUUCUGAGCCUUACGUGAGCAAAAAUUCAUAAUUGUGAUAAUUGCUUCUAUGUGUUGUUGACUGAAAAUUAAAUCUCCAUCUCUGAACACGA
Dryobates pubescens (Downy woodpecker) is the source of this 1886-nucleotide messenger RNA. RefSeq names its product glutamic-oxaloacetic transaminase 1 (gene GOT1). Lineage: Eukaryota; Metazoa; Chordata; Aves; Piciformes; Picidae. Gene Ontology annotation, cellular component: cytosol. The record is from RefSeq and is a predicted model, not a curated record. The transcript has 9 exons. Gene Ontology annotation, molecular function: L-aspartate:2-oxoglutarate transaminase activity; pyridoxal phosphate binding. Gene Ontology annotation, biological process: L-aspartate biosynthetic process. The coding region runs from base 96 to 1334 and encodes 412 amino acids.